Messenger RNA from Xylaria bambusicola, 1677 nucleotides. RefSeq lists its product as uncharacterized. The transcript has 4 exons. Bases 1 to 1677 code for a protein of 558 amino acids. The record is from RefSeq and is a predicted model, not a curated record. Lineage: Eukaryota; Fungi; Ascomycota; Sordariomycetes; Xylariales; Xylariaceae.
AUGGACGGCCCGAGCAGCAGGUUUACUUCCAUGUCCGUUUCCUCUGGCACGAAUGUCGACCUCAGGGCGUCGUUCCCCUCCGUUCCUCGUCAGAGUCUCAAGGAACUAUUCCCUAGUGUAUCCGCCCCUCCCACCACCGGUAUAGACCCGCCACGACCCGCGAAGGAAGGCCACGAAUGGGUCUGGUUUCCAGCCGGAUACUGGGCAGAGCGCGAGAUUGUCGAGGUACCUCGUAAAGAAUUGUCCAAGGCGUUUGGGUGGCGCAAGCGUUCUGGCAAGUCUGCCUCCGCAUCUGCCAAGCGCUCAUCUCACACCUCGACCUCGUUCCCUGAAAAGAUGGAAGCAUGGUCUGAACAUUCAGCAAGUGGACGACUACUUACCCGCACAGCUGCGAGCAGUGAAAGCGGCGGAUCUCUCUUUCCCCUGAAUCGCAUGCCAGAUGCUCCUCUUCCUAGCCCUUACUUGACAGAGGAGACGCAUGUGCAGUCACUUCAAUGGCCAUCCAUAGAUGCUGCCGCCAGAAGAAGCAGCACAAGCGGGAGCUCAGUUUUCAAGUCCCGAGGAGCCCUUUCCCCAUCCCCGUUGCACUUGUCACACGCCGAGGCGGAGAUAGAGUCAGAAAGCGUUUCGCCAGCAACGGUCAGAGGGCAGCCCCCCAGGGGUGCUUCGUCGGACACGAUCAACACGGUAUUGCUAACUCCACCUGAUAUUACUAGCCCAAAGGUCCGACCGAAAAAGUCGUUUAUCACGUGGCGGAUGCUCUCGCAACACCGACAAAGACUAAGGAGAUCUCAAGCUUCAAGUAAAGAAAAGCUCGGUGAAGACGGCGCUCAAAUACAGUCAUCACGACACCCGGGGGCCACAGCUAGCCCUUUGCGGAAGACGUCAAACAUAAGUGAUAAAAGCCGGAAGUCUCUCAAGGGAUUCCCUACGAAACUACUCAGAAGAGCUCGUUGGUCUCGUAAAAUCUCAAACUCAUCUGCUGUGAGCACAUCGAGUUCUAUGCAAACUACUUCCGUGAAUAGUCAUUCGCCAGAUACGCCUGGCUCUGAAAGAGGGGAGACGGCUGUUUCGAAUGCGAAUGCUUGGGCUUCUGAGUAUCCCGGCAAUGAAGCUAUACGAGUUCAAACGCCGCGCAUCGAACAGUUCCCGCGCUCGUUCUUCCAGGACCUCUCGGCCCCAACAACUCCUCGACGGCCCCUCUCCCGCCAAGAGGGCCAACUCAACCUCAAGAAGACGAACCUCUCCACAUCCUUCACCCCCGGCGGCGACUCCAGCAACUCCACCACGCCGGGCCGACAACGGAACGAGCACCGGAGCGAAAACGAUGCCGACAGCAGUAGUAGUACCAAGCUACGAACGCCCAGCAGCUCGAGAAAGCCGAGGAAGGACCGCGCCCACAAGGAGUGGUGGGAGGUGACGGUCCCGACGUCGUACGCAGAAGUGGACCAGCGCACUUUCCAGUUCGACCUGCCUGAACACCUCCCCACCAGCCCGAUGUGUCCCGCCAACAAGCGGCACAAGUCCGGCGGCACGGGCGUCUGCGUGUAUCAUGGGCGCGCGAAGAGCCGGGAUACCUCUGCCGUGACGAGCGGGGAGUCGGAACGCGAGGAGGCUGGGAGGGAGCAGGAUGUUUAUGAAGAAGAUGAGGGCAACGAGAGCGAUGUGUGGAAGUAA